GAAAUGGGAACAAAGCCUUUCAAAUUCUAGAAAGACAAAUAUUAUUAUAAGAACAGGUGGGUGCGCCUUUGUAUUUUGACUUUGAAGAAUUCAAGAAUUCUUCAUUCAUUUCCCAUCUCUUUCGUAACCAAGAAACUUUCUUGGUUUCUUUCUUUCCUUUCCAUCAUUCCUUCCAUAAUUUCCCUUUCCUUUUUUUUUCUAUCAAAUCAUAUCAUUAAUUUUUCAUAAAAAAAAGGCCUCUCCUUCUUCAUUCAAUUCAUCUUCUUACUCCGAAACAGAAUUCAAUUCCUGUUCCCAUCUCCAGCAUUCCUUCAAGUUCCAAACUUUUGCUUUUUUAAGGGGAUAAUACAUUCAUUUACAUUCACACAAGUCUUUCUUGGAUUAGAUUGGACUCUGUUUUUUUCUCCCCCUCUAUAAUCAUCAAUUAAGAAAUCCAACAAGGCAGUUAGUUGUCUGUUGAUGUUUUUAAUGUUGUUUAACCUGUUUUGGUGAAUCUUGUCCUUGCAGUUUUCCCUUAUUUAUGAUACAGGUAAAUUCAGGUGAUGAUCCUUAUUACUAUUGUUCUCCUCUGUCACAUCCCCAAAACAAGAAAGAAGCUUCCUUUCUCAUUCUCCCUUCAAUUUUAAGCAAUUUCUUAAUCAUCUAAUCUUUUCGUAAUCAUCCUUUUUGUUGCUUGUUUUUUCAUCACAAUCUCUACCAAACAGACCGUUUAAUCCAGCUCAUCCUCCUGACAGGGGGGAUUAUUUCAAUGGUUUUCAUGUCAUUUGAUUUUUGAGUUUUGCUUGUUUUGAAAUUCAAUUGAUUUUGAAUUGUGAAAAAAAAAAAAAUGGGCUGCGGGAGUUCGAAGCAAAAGCGAUGCAAGCAUUGCCAGUCACCGUACUCACCGCUGCCUCGAAGCUAUUCAAUGCAUGUUGUUCAUCCACCACAGCAAAAGGGCGAUAGCUACCAUGUGGUGGCACUCACCUCCACCACAUUAGGUACACUCGCUCUUGAUUCUGCGAAUCAGAAUGGGACUAUUGAUGUUAUUGUAAAAGGCGAUGAUCAAUGGAAGAAUGUUGGUGAUGUUAAUGGAUCAAAUGGGCUUGUAAAGAAGAGUAAAGAAUUGAAUAGCAAGGAGGAGUUUUCAACGGGACUGAUUGAAGCCAGGACUUGGUCUAAUAUGAUCCAAGAAAAAAUCCCAAAAGUUGUUCCAAGGACUCCGAUUAUGACACCACCUGGAGAGCCAGAAACUAUCAAUACUUGGGAGUUGAUGGCAGGGCUUGAAGAUGUGAUGAAUCCUUGUUCAUCUCAUCGGUUUCGCAGUUUCUCUUUUGAUAUUUCUCGUGAUCCAAGUCCAAUAUCUGAUUGUCACAAAACUAAUUUUCUGCAGAAUGGCAAACUUUCUCCUGAUAAUAUUAAAUCUGGGUGGCUUCAAGUUGUAGACGAGGAUGCUACUUCCAAAUGUCUGGAAUUCGAUCCUGAAGUCAUCUCUACAUUUAGAAAAUCAUUUGAAGAGCUCUCUCCUACACAUCCAUUUUACAUUAAGCCAAUUGAUAGUGAAAGACAACCUCCUUUUGACAGCGACGAUUCUUCGUUGCCUGUGAAUGAUGCUACGGAGGUAGAUUUUGUUGCAAAAGAUUGUAAGCGCAGUAAGGAUAAGUUAAUUGUUUAUUUUACAAGCUUGCGAGGGGUGCGCAAAACAUACGAGGCUUGUUGCCAUGUGAGGGUGAUUUUAAAAAGCUUAGGAGUUCGUGUUGAUGAACGAGAUGUAUCAAUGCAUUCAGGGUUCAAGGAAGAGUUGAGAGAGCUUAUGAAAGAAGGGUUUAGCGGGGGAGGGUUACCAAGAGUGUUUAUUGGGAGAAAAUACAUUGGCGGAGCAGAGGAAAUUCGGCGAAUGCACGAGGAAGGUCUGCUAGAGAAAAUGGUUGAAGGGUGUGAAAUGUUGGAUGGUGGUGGUGGGGGUGGAGUUGGAGGGGCUUGUGAGGCCUGUGGGGAUAUCAGGUUUGUGCCUUGUGAGACAUGUUCAGGGAGUUGUAAGAUAUAUUGUGAAGGUGACGAUGAAGAACUAGAAGAGUUAGAAGAAAGUGAAGAGAGUAAUGAAUAUGGGUUUCAACGUUGCCCUGAUUGCAAUGAGAAUGGACUCAUACGCUGCCCCAGUUGCUGUGACUAGUUUUGAUCGACGGGUAAUCAAGAUUUUUGUUUCUCCUAUCUUCUUUUGUUGUUCUUUUUUUCUGGGUUUUUCCUUGUAAGUUGUUUGUUGUACAGUGGUUUGUUUUUGGUACGUUGGAAGUGAGGUUCAUAUGGGAAAAAUGCAAUAGAAGAGAUUGGGAAUAAUGUAUCCUACAAGCAUGUUCUUCAAAAAAUCCUCAGUCAGUCAUGUACUGUGAUGUUUUAUACUUACUUUGUGUGUGUUACGGAGAAAAAUUAUAUUGUAUACUUCCUUUUUUCCUUUAUAGGAAGUUCAGGAUACUUGUAAGAGAAUAUUUUCACUUUCUUCC
Messenger RNA from Populus trichocarpa (black cottonwood), 2477 nucleotides. RefSeq lists its product as uncharacterized. Lineage: Eukaryota; Viridiplantae; Streptophyta; Magnoliopsida; Malpighiales; Salicaceae. The record is from RefSeq and is a predicted model, not a curated record. Bases 827 to 2149 code for a protein of 440 amino acids. The transcript has a single exon.